AUGUCCGACUCAGCGUCCGGCAGAGCCUCAUCUCCGCUGCUCGCUGGCCAGGACGGGUCCAAAGCAUCCAUACAACCUUCGGAGAUCUCAUUCGAGUCUACACCGCUUCUCUCAAGCACCGGAUCUAAUGUCCGGUAUGAUGGCAGAGAGGAUGAAUCCGUCCGCAGUGACGCCACCUCGAUCGCCGCAUCGGUCAGGUCUCGACACACCGACGCAUCAUCAAUAAAGAGCAGUACCAAGAAGUCAAGUCGAUUACCCUCCAUCAUCGCCAUGGUUAUUCUUGCGCUGUUUUCCACUGGCAUAAUCAUCGUGGCCUUCUUCGCUCCUGCUGCGGUCGAGGAGUAUGCCAAGGAGGCGGCUGUUCUGGAACCGACGAGUCUGUCCCUCGAAUCGAUAACAUCGAACGGGGUCCGCGCUCGCAUUCAAGCCGUAUUCAAACUGGAUGGGACUCGUGUUAGGAACGAUCAUGUUAGGAGUGCUGGCAGGGCCGCGACCUGGAUGGUGAGACAACUGGGUACGGGGGAGACCAAUAUCACCGUCUAUCUUCCCGAGUAUGACAACAUUCUACUUGGUACGGCCAGCGUGCCACCGCUGGUUAUCGACAUUGUGGAUGGCCACAGUACAGUCAUCGAUUUCGUUGCCGAACUCGUGCCUGGCGACGCGAAUGGUAUCCGGACGAUUGCCAACGACUGGUUAGACGGGAGGCUCGAGUUGCUGAGGAUUCAUGCCAAAGCAGAUGUCCACCUCAAGUCCGGAAUUAUUCCCCUUGGGACGCACGCCAUCUCUGAGUCCCUUACUUUUGAAGCCAAGAAACUGUCUGACCUACCGCAAUACAACAUCACUCGCUUAAAUUUCCUCGAAGUCCCUAUCCCCGGCGACGGUAAUCGAGGGAUGGGCGCAGAGGUCUCAUUGACGGCGUUCAACAAAUAUCCUGUCUCGAUUGAUGUUCCGAAACUCGGAUUUGAGAUCCUCGUAUCUGGCUGCAGCCCGUCCGAUCCCUACAUUCUCGUUGCCGACGCUGUCACUGAGCCUGUAGCCGUGCGGCCGAUGUCAGACGUUGUCGCCGAAGUGAAUGGCCUCAUCAGAGGCCUUCCCGAAUUGCUGCUACAGGCCUGCCCCAACUCUGACUCGUCCCCGCUGGACCUCUUACUGAAGCAAUACCUCGACAGCGAGGCGGCGACGGUAUUCGUUCGUGGCGCCGAGCAGCCGAGGGCCGACAUGCCGGGCUGGCUAGCAAAGAUUCUGGCCAGUAUUACACUUCCCGUUCCGUUUCCCGGACGGUCCUUCGAUAACCUCGUCCGCAAUUUUUCCGUGGCCGAUGUCCGAUUUACGCUUCCCAGCCCCUUGGCCGAUCCGGACGAUCCGGACGCAAAUCCGAAAGUUUCAGGGGUCAUCAAAGUGCUGGCGGCCCUGCCAUCCGAGAUGAAUUUCGAUAUCAAUGUCACUGAUAUCCGGGCCACCGCCGAUGUCUUCUACCAGUCGAAUAAACUGGGGGAGCUUGACCUUCAAGAUUGGUUAAAGGCCAACUCGACAAGACUAGAUGCAAAGGAGGGCCGCGAGGCUUUACUCAAAAUCCAGUCCCGAAUAGAAGACGCGCCCCUGAAUGUCACCGACAGCGAUGUCUUAACCGAUGUUGUACAAAUGUUGCUAUUUGGUGACGAGCAAGUCAUCUUGGAUAUCAAAGCCGAUGUCGGCGUCAAAGUGCUGACAGUUCUUGGGGCACUCACUUUGAAGGGCAUCCCCGCCGAGGGCCAGUUCCCAGUAAAACCUCUUCCGAGAAACUCGCUCACCGAGCUAGAACCGAGGAUUGGCAACAUUACCAUCCUCGAGACCACACCUGGGUCUAUAAGGCUGGAGGCUCUGGUCAAUGUCACAAAUCCGACCCCUUAUACAGCCCAUAUCCCAUCCAUCAACAUCCACGUUAUCAGUAACGGCUCCCUUGUUGGUGAAGCGCUUGCCGAGGAUCUGGACAUUGGCCUUGGAAAUAACACCAACCUCAAGGUGUCGGCUCUAUGGAACCCCUCAAGGGGCGGCGACAAAGGUAUCCAGACAGGGCGGGACCUUCUCUCUGAAUACAUAUCCGGCUUCAACACUACUGUGACGUUGAGAAGCCAUAGAGGGAGCAUACCCUACCUGCCUGAAGUUGGCCAUGCCCUGUCGAGACUCAAUCUCACCGUUGCGGCGCCACGGCUCAGAAUCCCCGGUGACGACGAUAAUGAGCAGAGCCACUUUAUCAAGGAUGCCACAUUUCACGUAUUCUCGUCGACCGCCACGUUCACCUUAUUCUCGCCCCUUGAGCACAACACACUGUACCUUGAGCGUGUCAACGCGACAGCCUACUACAAUCAUACGGACCCGGUGGGGAGGAUCGAGUACGGCUUGCCAUUUGCGUGCCCUCCCGGUGCGUCGCAGACGCCCAAACUCCCCGUCGAAUGGUCCCUGGACUCGGUUGGAUACGAGAAGUUGAGGAAAGCAUUAGGCGGCCAAAUGAAGCUAGACGCAGAGGCCGUCGUUGGCGUGCGGCUGGGAGCUUGGAAGGAGACGCUCUGGUACAUCGGAAAGGGAAUUGGGGCAAAGAUACGGGUCUGA
Messenger RNA from Phialemonium atrogriseum, 2589 nucleotides. RefSeq lists its product as uncharacterized. The record is from RefSeq and is a predicted model, not a curated record. Gene Ontology annotation, cellular component: fungal-type vacuole membrane. The transcript is spliced from 3 exons. The coding region runs from base 1 to 2589 and encodes 862 amino acids. NCBI's taxonomy places the organism in Eukaryota, Fungi, Ascomycota, Sordariomycetes, Cephalothecales, Cephalothecaceae.